Messenger RNA from Passer domesticus (house sparrow), 6322 nucleotides. Its product is annotated as histidine-rich glycoprotein-like. The coding region runs from base 285 to 800 and encodes 171 amino acids. The transcript is spliced from 2 exons. Lineage: Eukaryota; Metazoa; Chordata; Aves; Passeriformes; Passeridae. The record is from RefSeq and is a predicted model, not a curated record.
CCAAACCCUUUAAAAUCAUUGCUGCUCAGCAUCACAAGCGCAGCACUAAACCCAGCUGCCCAAACACCUCUACUUCAAAAGUUGUGCAAAUUACCAACAAAAUAAUCACCCCCCGCUCGUGUGAGCCGAUCCCCAGCACCAGCAGCUCUCCAAAUUUCCACUGAUCCCCUAGAAACGCAGGCAGGUGCAGGGAGUUGCUGUCCCUGCUGGCCCUGAAGCUGUGGGGCUGUGGGGCCGCGGCUCCUGGCGCCGGUCGUGUCGCAGUCUCUAAUCUCUGCUGUUGCAUGUCCUGGGCAGGCAAGCGUGGGCGACGCAGCAGUGCAGGAUCGCUAGACAGCAAUAUGGAAGGGUCCAUCAUUAGCAGUCCUCACAUGCGCCGAAGAGCUACAUCAACCCGAGAGUGUCCAUCUCGCCCUCACCAGACUAUGCCCAACUCCUCCUCACUCCUAGGGUCCCUGUUCGGUAGCAAGAGGGGCAAGCCCCCCUCGCAGAGCCACGCGGCCGCGCAGACCCCGCACCACGCGGAGGGCGCGGCCGCCGCGCCGCACCCGCACCACGCGCAGUUCUGCCACCAGAACCCGCCGCCCUACCACCACCACCACCACUACCACCCGCCCCCGCACCCGCACCCGCACCCGCACCAGUACCACCAGCACGGGCACGGCCACGGGCACGGCCCCUACCUGCCGCACGCCCCGCACCACGGCCCGCACCACGGCCCGCACCACCACGGGCCGCCCCCGCCGCCCGCCGCCGCCAGCACCAAGCCCAAACACAGCGGCAUCAGCACCAUAGUCUAGGCCUAAAGACCCUCCUCGUGACUCUAGUUCCAAACCCAGCUGCAAAGGCACUUAGAGGAAGCAACAAAAUCACACCGUCAGUUUUUACCCAGGCCAUUUAAUGAGCUUAAAGGCUUGCUGUUACUAAAUAAAAUAAUUCCAGUUAGCCCAGGCUAUACUGGUUUUACUUAUCUACUGGAUAGAUGUUCACCACCAUCUGGUUAGUUCUUAUUUCCAAACUUGCCUUGACAACGUGCUGCUUGCUGAAUCUGAGGAAAGCUACCUUUUACACCAAACCCCUGGACAAUUUUACACACAUAAUGAAAAGCUAGCCUAUGGAAAAAAAACAGGGAAAAAAGUCAGACAGAACCAAGUGUUGCAUUCUUGCUCUUUUACUCUCAAUGGGCAAAAAAAAUAAGUAGACCUGAUAUGGUUGAUGAAAGUACGUAAGUAAACUUUAUAUAAUAUAAAUAUAUACAUAUAAAUAUAAAUAUAAAUAUAAAUAUAUAUAUAUAUAUAUAUAUAUAUAUAUACUGUAUAGUUAACAUUUGUGCUUGGAAAGAAAUUUUUUCAGUCCACAAAACUAGCAAUAUAGACUUUACAAGGAAUUCCACUUACUUGAUAGGACAGUAUAAUAGAUGAAUAGCAUAUGAAAGUAGACCAAAACCAUUAAACGUUAGAAACCAAUUUCAAACAUUUCAGUAUUUUCAUCACAAGUCCCCUGGACUUGUUCAGAUUUCUAAGCAAUCAUUACUAAAUGUGCCAAGUAACAUAGCAUUUAAAUGUUAUAGUCCAAUACUGCUUUGUAUAAAUCCUUAUUUUAUUAACACGAUGAUAUCAUACGUAAUCAGUAUUAGAGCUGCUCUGCUAUUUCAGGUAAGCAAACUCGUUAAGAUGCAGUAAUUAUUCCGUAGCAAUGGAGGGUGCCCACCUACCAGGGGGCACCUCCGAGCAUUGGUCACACAAGUUCUUAGACACUUUAAAGGCUGUGAUAACUGUGAAUUUACAUGAUCCACAUUUCUUUUGUAAGCAUAUGGAUUGAACGAGCACAUGGGAAGAGUUCCGCCAGGUGCAUGUAAACACUGCAAAAACAUUCAUCUCAAACAUGAAAAUGGCAAACCUCCAUCCUUCUCAGCUACUUUGGUUCCUGUUUACCAUAAUUGCUCAUUUUUACCUCCAGCGAAGCUGAAUUCUAGUCCAGAGUGUUUCCAGUGGAAGUGCUCUAAAACUUGAAGGUUUGCUUUAGAAUUUAGUAUAGGGUUUUUUUAUAUAUUGUCAUAGUUUGACCUUGGCACAAUGCUAGGGCCCCCAUGAAGGGUAUAUUUUUAAAAUGGUGGCUGUGAGAUGUGACUCGGGAACAGAACAAAGCAGGCUCUCAUUCGGGGAUGGAGGGGAAAAAAACAUAACACUUUAUUUAUUACAAAUUUAGAAAGGAACACAUACUAAACUAAGAAUGAACACCUUCCAGAUACCUUCCUCCUCCCCCUCCCUUUUCUCCAGAGAUCCACCACCCCUCAAAUUAUCAACCUUCAAAUUCAUCAGGGAGAGAGGAGUCCCCCCUUGCCUCAUGGGCUUUUUCCGGAAGCACAAUUGAAACCUCCUGUGCUUCCGUGUCACCCAUGGCCCCACCCAAAGAACAUCGGCCCUCGUGACUUCUCCCCGCCAUGUCCAGUGCUCUCACCACUGGACACGGGCCAGGACUGCUUUUAGGGCUCCCCGUUUAAAGAUGCUCCACCCACUUCCAGAAGCAGCAGUCUCUCAACUCUUGGGACACCAGUCCCCCCCAAAUUUCACCCCCUGGGGCCGAGGGGCCUCAUGAACAGAGAUCUUCCUCUCCGUGGAGACAGAGGGCAUCUCACACCCCCUUCAGCCGUCUCUGUUCACGCCGCUGCUUCACUCUUGACUCCCGGGUGUUGCCUCCCCCUAAAUACAGUCUCUGGGUCACAGGGAAAAAACACGGGUCUGUCCAUGGCUAUACAAGAAAGAGUCCAGCCCAAGGCCACUCCAUCAUCUCUUUCACUCAGGAUUCUUCUCUCUUCCAGCUUUCCUCACGCUUGCCCAUCUCUCAUCUCUCUCUCACCUCAUCUUGAUUCAGGAGGAUUCAGUAUUUGUAAGGUUUCUAUUAGUCUACAAAGGGGUUAAAAUCUUCAACUCUGCCUGCCCAAGGACUCCCACAUCUGCCGGGCACCUUCUCUCGACGCAUCCCCCGCUUCUGGCCGGCUGAGUUGCCAGCACAAUUUCUGUCUCUCUCUCCGGGGGGGGGCUGCCCAGACAUCUCAAUUCUCAUCAACCCCUGCAUGUUUUCCUCCACCUCUGCACCUUUUGGGGCUCCCGGCCUCCUCCCUGUCAUGGCCUCCCCCUGCCCCACCCAGACGCAGCUGGGCAGGGGAGAGGUCGGACCUUACUCACCAACGCCGGAUUCCCAAAGAGGAAGUUCUCUGGGAAUCUCCUGCUUUUAACCCCCGUGUGUUCUCAGAGGCGUAUCCAGAUUCUCAGUGGCCAUAUCACAUGCCAAUUUUGAAUUUGGCCACUGAUUGGCCCGACUUAGACUUUUCCAAAAACACAUUUCCGGGCCAAACCACGACAUAUAUAUAUAUAUAUUAAAAAAAUUUCAAAAUCUGUAAUUCCAUGUAGCCAUGUGCUAGCAAUGAAGUGGCUUUACCAUUUUUACUCAUCACAUUUGUUAGUUUGAAACACCCAGCACUCAGCAGGCUGAGUUUAUGCUCAAACCUUCACUUCCAUAGUCCAGUUAGUUGCAAGACAUCACAUAAAAAUAGGCUGUGCUGUUGUUGCUUAUGUGUUGUAACCAAACAAUUUGCAAAUUUCUCUACAAUUUGUAUCCCGAAAUCCUGUACAAAGCUAUCCAUGGCACCUACUUUGUAGUUUCAGCACUUUGAGCCACUGCAAGGACUUAACACCUAAACAGUAGAGACAAAGGAAUCACAACUGCAAAACUGUACCAGCCUAAAAGCAAACCUUGAAGAGGAUGAGCAAAAAGUUCCAGUGAGAGAUGGGUAAAAGUAAUCACAGCUCCAACCAGUCGGGUUUCUGUGGAACAGAAAACAAACAGUAAUAAAAGCGUCCCAAAUCGGGAGGACAUGGGAGCAACAGAGUGACUUGUCCUGUUGGCUUGCUCAUGGCAUCUCUAGCGUGGGGAGGAUGGGAGAGGUUCAGUCAUUUUUUCCCUUUCAUACCAUGGAUACCACAAUACCAGCAGAACUGCAAACUGAGCACUUUGUUCACCUCCACAGAGAGCAAAUACAGCAAUCUAGAGUUUAGCCUUUUGUUUCCAGCAGUCCACGUUUGUUUCACACAUGUGCAAUAUGUUUUCCCCUUCUGCUCCUUCUCUUUAGAAUGAUCUCCAUGAAAAGAAAACAAGUGAUUAUUAUUCUUUUUCUGUGUCACUCAUUCUAUUCUAAAUUCUGCGGCUUACCUUAAGAGGGCUCACCUGGGUCCCCUGAGGCUCUGUUCCUUGCAGUUUAAAAAAUAUAUACUGUUCUUAUAAGGGAAAGUAGAACUGUCUGCAUGUCAUCUAAUGUUAUUAGUGUGAGGCUACACUCUACAUAUUGUAUAAUUGCAAAAUAUAUCAGUGUUACUGUUGAUAUUAGUUGAAGUAAAGUGAUAACAUGUUUCAAUAUGUAGACUUUUCUUCAUACAUCUGUACCAAUAGUAGAGUCUAACUGUAAUUUAUAGGUUGUUCCAGAAAAGAUGAAGAACCAUUUAGGUGCAAACAUCUCUGAGAAACUGCAUCUUUUAAUUAAAACAGAGGUAAGAAAGCUCCUCUUCACUGGGUGAUGGAGUCUGUACUUGUUUCAGAUGCAGAGGCAUAAUGGAAGUAAAAUUCUGUAGAUGGAAUAAAGGCAGAAUAUGCAGUAGCAGUGGAGAGGAAAAUCUGACUCACUGUGUUGAUUAACGCUGAAGGUGUUAAAUCUCCCAGAUCUGCAUUUGCUUUGUGUUUAAAAAACCCUUUCAUUCAUUUAAAUUAGAGUUACAUAUAUUCUGUGCUUAAACAGUGAGCCACAGUUUAAUGCCUGCCCACUGAUUUUCCAUGUGCAGUCAAUGCAUUUGUGAACCAAAGUGUUGAGGAGAUGUCACAAACGUGCAUGCACAGAAACAUUUCCACAUGGUUCCAUGGACACUGGGGAGGAGAAUGUGCCUGCCCUGGGCCUGCAGGGAGUGUGAAAUCACAGAUCACUUGGAGGCUGGUUAGAAACCAAAACUGGUAACCUGAGAGCACGGGAUUUGGAAACUCUGUUCUUGCUCUUUCAAGCCAAGGAGGAGAAACAGUGGACUUUACUUUUUUUUUUUCCCUAGUUUUGUUCUGUUUUGUUUCUUAGACUAUGUGUUUCUAUGUACUCCAACCAAACAAAAGUGUCUUGGUGUCAGCACAAGUCUCCAGACCUUUGCUGCUUGUAUAGGGUCAUAGUAAAACCUCUCUGACUCCAUCCUUGAUCAACAGUUGCUUAGAGCAGUGUGGGUCGUGCCUAGAAUAGGAGAAUUCCAGCACUUAACACUGCCUGGGGUUAAGAAAAUGAAUUAAAAUGAAUUCUUCAGCCUGCAGACAGGAGUAGAAUGGAGAGGGUUUUUUAUCAGAUACCAUUGCCAAUUACAAACUGGUACAGAACUGCAUAGACUGACCGUGAUUCUCUCUUCCCAUAAACGAUGUGGCAAAGCAGUAAUGCUGAUUUGGACAAAUGAAAGGGAAACGUAAAGAAUGAAGGUGUGGCAACAACAAAAAAAAUCUUUUCUGGGACAACAAUCAAAUAUAUAUUUGGGGUUUUUAUUUUUUUAAGUUAAGAAUGAAAUGUAAAACAAUGUAAAGAAACAAAAAAUCAAAGUUCAUCCUAAUAUAAUGUGCGCCUUGUAUUGCUAAAAAAAAGAGUCUAACAUACAGUGUAGAAUGAUUUUCCCAUCAUGUACUGCAUGCAGCAGAAGCCUCUUGUUUCUUGAUAAAAUGAGCUGAAAGACAGUCAGCAGAUAUUUAAACACUGAAUCUCUAGAUGUUGACUUGCUGUUCCAUAUGAAGCUGUGUGUUUUCUGCAGUUAAGCAUGCAUUUUGCUGUUCCCUUGUAAAAUACCAUCGCACUUCUUGACUGAAAAAUGGAUUCUCGUGUAUAUAUUUCAAAGAAAAGUGGAACCAAUAACAAGAUUCAAUUUGGAAAAGAGAAAAGGGGGUGGUGAAAAUGGGACCAGUAGGGGGAAUAGAGAAUUAUCUAAAUUGUACAUAGUGUGUAAAUUAGCAUUACUAUAAGUCUGCAGUCACUUUGAGGUUGCCUAUCUCCUGCUAGGAACUUAAAUCAGCUUUGAGUUGUAUUAAACUGUUAGAAUUAGGUCUUGAAUGCAGACUCUUAAAGACUUCAAAAAUCAUUAUGCUUACAAGAAGCUUCUGUUCUGGGGAGGCUCGAGACCCCUUUUGUAACUCUGGGGAAGAAAGGAGUGCUUUCAUUUUAAUAUGCAUUCUGUUUGUAAGUAGUAACAGACCCUAUUGAUGUAAAACUAUAACUGUGAUCAUGUGGAGAAAUCAAAUAAAUCAUUUAAAACUC